Messenger RNA from Anthonomus grandis grandis, 958 nucleotides. RefSeq lists its product as uncharacterized. The coding region runs from base 67 to 933 and encodes 288 amino acids. NCBI's taxonomy places the organism in Eukaryota, Metazoa, Arthropoda, Insecta, Coleoptera, Curculionidae. The record is from RefSeq and is a predicted model, not a curated record. The transcript has 5 exons.
AGUCAUUUAAAAGUCAUUUGACAUGUUAAUAAGAAUUUUGUAUAAAUUUUAAUCAAAAAAUCGAUUAUGAGUUCGGAACUGGAUGAGGAAGAAGUGUAUGUGGCGUGCCAGAUAUGCCAGACGCAUUUUGAUGUGGACACCCUUUUGGAAACUUCCAAUAAUGAGUUUUAUUGCGGAGACUGUUUUAAGAAAAGUAUUAAGGGUAGGAAAUCGGACAAUUCGGGUCAUAGGACUGAACAGAAACCUAAACAGUGGGGAAGAAAGUUAAUUCCUUCUCCUGAAAUGUAUACUGAUAAUAAUGAUCUAGCAAUUAGUUUGUACAAUGAGAGCCCUAGUGUUUUGUCUCUGUCAUACAGACCUCUACGUUGCCCAAAAGUAGAAUGCAACAAGUACAUAUCCGUAUGCACUUUGGAGAAUCACAUUAAACACGAGCACAAGGAAAUCCCAAUUAUGUUAACUCGUUUCGAUACCAGAUGUGGAAUCGAAGAUUUCGAUCCGUGCAAUUCCAAAUAUAAAAUUCCCAAGUGCCUUGCCGUUUUGAAAAUUAACGACGAAAGGUUAUCCAGUUCUAUGACCAAAAUCAGGCACCCCCAAGAAGAUCAAUACUUGAUGAUGGCCGUGAUGUGUGCGAGGAUAGCAGACGAUCCAGAAAGUCCUUACGGGAUGUCUUACGAUGACAAGGUCAUUAUCUGGAUAGCCUCGGAUGUCCAGACUAACUUAAGUUACUCUGUUGCGGUGUCCACGUUCAAAAAUGAUUGCAAAUGUAAGGAAGGCAUUAUGAAAAAGUUUUAUGGUCCGCUACUGACCCUUAACGAAUCCGCCGACGAUAUUCUCCAAAGCGGUUACUGUUUGGUUCUGACGUACCGCCACUGUAUUGAAAUGACCGAUCGCGGGGCCAGUUCUUUGAUUUUGGAUUAUGUGGUGCAUUUAUGAAAAUUAAACAAAAAGUCUUAAUUUA